UAGGUACCCAUCAGAGCUGGGUCGAUUCAGGACGAUCCACUUAUUUGAACCCAGAUUCGAACUCGAGACUCUCGGGUUAGCAGUCUACCGAUAACAGUAAAAUUUAGUCUAUUUUAAAAAAAAAAACGUAGUCAAUAAAAGAAGAAAUCAAACUGAUUUAGCCGAAGAAACAUUUGUUAGAUUGACAGCUGAAAGCCAACCCAUCUAGAAUGUUCGUGAAACAGUUGACCAUCGCCCUGUUGGUUUUCGCUGUGUACGUUAAUGCUGGCGAACUAAGUUCGGUUGGGGAUAACGUCAAGCGAGCAACAAAUUGUAGUCCCCCGUACGAUUUUUACUGUGACGGUAGAAAAUGCUUGCCACAGGCUUUCGUAUGUAAUGGCCUUGACGACUGUGAUGAUCUAAGCGACGAAGCUAACUGCCCACCAAAUUGUAGUGGACCAAAGAUGUUCAGAUGUGCUGAUGGAGAUCUGUGCGUGGCACGUUACGACAGAUGUAACGGCCAAAA
Physella acuta is the source of this 505-nucleotide messenger RNA. Its product is annotated as very low-density lipoprotein receptor. The record is from RefSeq and is a predicted model, not a curated record. NCBI's taxonomy places the organism in Eukaryota, Metazoa, Mollusca, Gastropoda, Physidae. Gene Ontology annotation, molecular function: protein binding; hormone binding. Gene Ontology annotation, cellular component: apical plasma membrane; plasma membrane; signaling receptor complex. Gene Ontology annotation, biological process: receptor-mediated endocytosis.